Molecule: messenger RNA, 841 nt
Organism: Lethenteron reissneri (Far Eastern brook lamprey)
Lineage: Eukaryota; Metazoa; Chordata; Hyperoartia; Petromyzontiformes; Petromyzontidae
Product: protein L-Myc-like
Biological process (GO): regulation of DNA-templated transcription
Molecular function (GO): DNA-binding transcription factor activity
Source: RefSeq, a predicted model, not a curated record
CCCCAAUGGAGGCUUCUUUCUCCACCACCACAGCUGCUGCUGCCGGCGGCGGCGGCUUCGUGGCGUUGCUGGCGUCUCUGUGACCCCCCCUCGUCCUGCCCCUUGACCGCGAGCCCGGCGGCCCCCUGCAGAAGAAGUAAACAAGACGCAACAACAACAGGGAGGAGGGUGGUGGUGGAAUGUAAACAAGAACAACAACCCCUACCCGCCACCACGCGGCGUGUUGUCGCGUGACGAAAGUAGCAGCAGCGUCAUCAUCAUCACCACGUGUAGCAGCAGCGUCGUCAUCAUCCACGCAAUGUCUGCCGGCAGGGAUGACUCCUCCUCCUCCUCGACCUUCUACAACGGCGAGGAGUUGCACAGCGACUGGCACCAGUCCACGCUGCCCAGCGAGGACAUUUGGAAGAAGUUUGAGCUCCUGCCCCCCGCGCUGGACGGAGCGAACUCAACGCCAACGCCGCCGCCCUCGGGCGAUCCGAGCCGCGAAGGCGGCGAAGUGGCGAGCCGCGGCCACGUCUGGGACCCCGCCGGCGGCAGCGGCGUGGGAGCCGUGGGAGUAAUGCUGCUGCGGGACUGCAUGUGGAGCAGCGCCGCCUCCUCGGCCAGAGCCACGCCGGGGCGGCUGGCGCCCGCCGACAAGUCGGCGCCGCCGCCGCCCGCGGUCUCCCGCGCCGUGCCGAGCCCCGCGGCCGCCGCGGUGCCCGCCGAGAUGCUGCCCUUUGAGCCGGGAGGGCGGCACCUGCCGGCCGAGGGGCGGGAGGAUGGGGAGACUGUCGUGGGCGGGGCGAUGUCUCCCGGCAACGAGACGCGCAGUGAUUCGGUGAUUUGCUCGCAGGCGUAG